This is a messenger RNA of Catharus ustulatus (Swainson's thrush), 2010 nucleotides long. RefSeq names its product enoyl-CoA delta isomerase 2 (gene ECI2). Lineage: Eukaryota; Metazoa; Chordata; Aves; Passeriformes; Turdidae. Bases 529 to 1626 code for a protein of 365 amino acids. Gene Ontology annotation, molecular function: fatty-acyl-CoA binding. The transcript has 12 exons. The record is from RefSeq and is a predicted model, not a curated record.
CUCCCGCCUGCUUUUCCCCUAGUUAUGGCGUCCCCAGCUCUGACCUUCGUCCGGAGCUUGUGCUGGCGGGCGCCCUGCGGGACAAGAGUGUACACCUUGCGAAGUCCCCAGUGACUGGUGUUGCAGGAGAGCACAGGCAUUUGUCAUGGACUCAGACUGCACUGCCAAGUUGUGACUCCUCUUGCUUCUGUCUCUCUGGUGGGAGCUAGCUUUUUACCCAGCUGGGGGAGGUUGCCCAGCCCUCGCCACUCUUCUGUGGGUGCCACUACAGCCAAGGUGCCCUUUUUCCUGUUGAAGGUGUUUUGUAUUUUUUUGAUGCUGGAAGUGGAGUCCACAAGUUGGCUAAAUAACCUCCUGGCUAUUUAAGGGAUGAACUCAUGAAACUCAGACUGAGUCUUCUGAACACACUAACUUGGAUGUUGGUUACAGUGAGAGUUGUUUACCCCAUGUUUGUCUGGGUGCGCUGCUGUCUUAAAAAAGGCUUACAGGCCAACACAAGCUGUUUGUGUUCCAGCAAUUCACCUGCACAUGACUGCAGCCACCAUGCAGGUCAGCGAGAAGGACUUCCAAAAAGCUCAGGAACAGCUGAAGCUUUUGAAAAAGGAUCCUGGGAAUGAAACUAAGUUGAAACUGUAUGCCCUGUUUAAACAGGCUACUGAAGGUCCCUGCAAUGCUCCAAAACCAGGUAUGCUGGACUUCGUCAAGAAAGCUAAGUGGGAUGCAUGGAACUCUCUUGGCAGUUUGUCUAAGGAUGAUGCCAGACAGAAAUAUGCAGAACUUGUCUCAAGUCUGGUCUCUGCAGAAUCUGCUAGCCAGAAGAAAGAGGCUUCUCCAGAAGAGGGCAGACAUGAUGGCUAUGAAACAUUAAUAGUUACUACCAAAAACAAUAUCACAAAGAUAAUGUUUAACAGACCUGAUAGGAAAAAUGCCAUCAACCAUCAGAUGUACAGAGAAAUUAUCAAAGCACUUCAAGAAGCUGGAAAAAAUGAUUCUACUAUAGCAGUUAUUACUGGAAAUGGAGACUACUAUAGUAGUGGAAAUGAUCUGAAUAAUUUCACUAAUGUCAAGCCUGGUGAAAUGGAGAAGAUGGCAAAAGAUGGAGCAGUAUUACUCAAAGAGUUUGUGGGUCAGUUUAUUGAUUUUCCUAAGCCACUGAUUGCAGUGGUAAAUGGCCCAGCUAUCGGAAUUUGUGUAACAGUCCUUGGUUUGUGUGACCUUGUCUAUGCUUCUGAUAGGGCUACGUUUCACAGCCCAUUUAGUCAACUUGGGCAGAGCCCAGAAGGAUGUUCCUCGUACCUGUUUCCAAAAAUUAUGGGCUUAGCCAAGGCAAGCGAGAUGUUGCUUUUCAAUAAAAAGCUGACUGCAGCAGAAGCCUGUGCCCAGGGACUUGUGACUGAAGUCUUCCCUGACAGCAGUUUUCAGAAGGAAGUUUGGGCAAGAUUAGAAGCUUAUGCAAGCCUCCCCAAAAAUUCCUUGGCAGUGUCCAAGCAGCUGUUACGAAGUAUGGAAAAGGAGAAGCUCCAUGCAGUCAACAGCAGAGAGUGUGAAGUGCUGACGGAGAGGUGGUUGUCUGAUGAAUGUGCAAAUGCUAUCGUCAGCUUCUUCCAGAAGAAAUCGAAGCUCUAAUCUUCACCAGUAAUUUGCCACUUGGCAGCAGCCUAAUGUGCUCUCAUCAUUAAUAAACUUCCUCUUCGAAUAGUAAUUCUUAUACCUUUUCAUGUGGUAUAUCUCUGUUCUGAGUACUAGCUUAAACCUGGUUCCCAAAACUAAUACACUGUUAUGUGCCUUGGAUCCAUUGUAGCUAUUUAGGUUGGGGAAAAAGGUUGAUUAUUCUGUAGGCAUCAGUGAUGUUUGUGAAUAAUACUAAAGCAGAUUCUUCCAAAAGAAGCAAGAGAUUCUGUAGCACUCUAUUUUGAUAACUCUUCAAUAAAUAUCUUAUGAACAAUUCUUUUUAUUUGUCUCUGGGAAAGGAAAUACUGUAUUAAUGAAAAAAUAGAAGUAUUUAAUUAC